GUUGCUAGGCGACUCGUUGCGGCUCCGUUUAGAUCUCUGCGGAUAAUAACAGCGGUAGUUUAUAGUUUACAGGCUCCGCUGCUGUUUACUGAGAUCUUUAUUAACUCUAGUCAGGUUUACUAACUCAUAUCUGUGCUACAAUGACAGAAGAACCGACACAUGUGGAGAACAGAGCUGGAAGAUGUAUGUUACACAACUGGACGGAAGAGAGGGCUGUUGCUGCUCUGGACUCUGAGUCCUGCAGACAGAUCCAGAAACAGGGCCACAGAGGGAUCCUGAGCCUGGACCAGGACUCCAGGAUGGAGAGCGUUACCACGGUGACCGCUACCUUCGUCCCUCCGAGGGGCCCGGGGGUCCGGCUGAGGGGAAUCAGAGGAGAGCUGCUGGAGAAACACGUCUCACACAUCAUCAGAGAGCAGAUCCAGUCUGAGAUGAAUCCUCCGGCUCCUAAACCAGACUUCUGCUCCACCACCAGGACUGACUUCUGUCUUUCUGGGUUCGUGGCUCGGACCCCUCCAGCUACACAACUCCAUGAUUAUAAAAGUGAUCCGGCUGUGACCUUCUGGAGUGAAAACGUCCAGCGAGUUCAGGGUGUGACCGCUGCUCCGACCCUCAGAACUCCUUUUAACAGGUCUGCAGCGUUCAGCACGCCGCUGGAGCAGCAGCUGGACCAACCAGAGCUGCUUCAUCACUCCUCUUCAUCACAUUAACCCUCUGCAGUUUGGGGAUAUUUUGGCCGUUUUUGACUCUUUUUCAUUCUGCCUGUUUAUAUAAACAACUUAAACAUCUUCACCAGGACGUGUUGGUGUCAUUGUUUUCACCACAACUUCACCUAUAUGACCUGAUUAUUAUUGUUUUCACCACAACUUCACCUAUAUGACCUGAUUAUUAUUGUUUUCACCACAACUUCACCUAUAUGACCUGAUUAUUAUUGUUUUCCCCACAACUUCACCUAUAUGACCUGAUUAUUAUUGUUUUCACCACAACUUCACCUAUAUGACCUGAUCAUUAUUGUUUUCACCACAACUUCACCUAUAUGACCUGAUCAUUAUUGUUUUCACCACAACUUCACCUAUAUGACCUGAUCAUUAUUGUUUUCACCACAACUUCACCUAUAUGACCUGAUCAUUAUUGUUUUCACCACAACUUCACCUAUAUGACCUGAUCAUUAUUGUUUUCACCACAACUUCACCUAUAUGACCUGAUCAUUAUUGUUUUCACCACAACUUCACCUAUAUGACCUGAUCAUUAUUGUUUUCACCACAACUUCACCUAUAUGACCUGAUCAUUAUUGUUUUCACCACAACUUCACUUAUAUGAACUGAUUAUUA
Molecule: messenger RNA, 1331 nt
Organism: Centropristis striata (black sea bass)
Lineage: Eukaryota; Metazoa; Chordata; Actinopteri; Perciformes; Serranidae
Gene: spag8
Product: sperm associated antigen 8
Exons: 6
Coding region: 141-710 (189 amino acids)
Biological process (GO): positive regulation of transcription by RNA polymerase II
Cellular component (GO): nucleus; cytoplasm
Molecular function (GO): microtubule binding
Source: RefSeq, a predicted model, not a curated record